Molecule: messenger RNA, 1682 nt
Organism: Gossypium arboreum
Lineage: Eukaryota; Viridiplantae; Streptophyta; Magnoliopsida; Malvales; Malvaceae
Exons: 1
Coding region: 528-1403 (291 amino acids)
Source: RefSeq, a predicted model, not a curated record
UGAUGUUCCGUUAAGAAAUGCAUUUGUUUGGGCUGAGUGGAACUUCUUUUUUGCAGUAAUGGGUUAUUAUAAUUUUCCACUAGUAAGUGAUUGGGAGAAAAGUUAUGGCCCUCAUCAACUUGAAAGGCCAUGCUUUUUCUACCUUUGGAUGAAAAGAAGAAUUGGUUUCUUUGGUGGUUUUUACAGGUACAACAAAGGUGAAUUUGUGGCCGUCUGAUCAUCGGAUUCCACGGUUUAUCAAAUUCAGACAUCUUGAAGUGAAGCAGCAGUUAGUGUCUUCUUCACUCAUAUCUACUUUAGUAUAUACUUUAUAGAGUUAAAACCAUAUCUUAUCUGAUGUAUCAUCUUUUGUAAUGUUUCAACUAAAUGGCUGUCUUUUCAUAUCAUUUUUGGUUUUGUGGAAAUACAUGCAUUGAGCACCAGGCAAUUCCGUAUGGAUUGUUGACACGAUGUAUCGACAAUCACUUCUGUUAUUUAACUUCUCGGUUUGGUCAAAAAACCUCCAUGCCUGAAAAACAGAAGCUACCAUGGGUACAUUUGUAGGACAUUUGGUGCCAGGUCUGGCACUGACCCUUCUUGGCCUAUGGCACACCAUCAACAAUAUCAAAGCCUAUUGUCUCAAAGGGUCUACCAAAUUUACAGUAAGGUUUUGGUACCCAUUCAAUGGCCCUUUUUCUAGAUUCAAACACCUGGAGCUGAUUUUUAUCUUAUCUUUUUCCCUGUUAGCAAUUUUCAUGCAAGUUUUAGACUUGCCUUUCCUUCGAUUCCCUUUCGAACUCGACGGUUUCGAGCAUGCUAGCAUAUUUCUCCAUCUUGCUAUAUUUGCAGGUUUCACACUUUCUGCUGAAUUAACUCGGUCUUCCGAGAUUCUAUCGGUUGUUUCGGGAAUCCUUGUGGCUUCUGUUUUUGGUCAAGAGGUGUUCUUACUCCAUUUUCACUCAGCUGAUCAUGUUGGACUCGAAGGCCAUUACCACUGGCUAUUGCAGCUUAUAGUGCUAAUCUCCCUUCUAGCAUCUUUAACAGUAAUGUUCCUACCGAGUAGCUUGUCCGCAGCUCUUGUUCUUUCAGUUUCCGUUGUAUUCCAAGGUUGUUGGUUCAUGAAUAUGGGGUUCAUGCUAUGGUGUCCAAAGUUCAUUCCUCGAGGAUGUAUAAUGCAGGCCGAAAUGAGGAGUGACAGCAUGCAUGGAGCGGUGACAUGUUACUCGCACGAAGACGAUUUUAGGGCUAGAGCAUUGGCUAACAUGCAAUUCAGUUGGAUACUCUCUGCUAUCUUUAUAUUCACAGGGUUCACCAGCCUCAAAUUUGCUGGAAAAUGUACCCCAAGGGCACAAUCAACCGAAUACGAGCAACUCGAAAUUAGAACCAGUGAUGUCCCUAUAACUAUUGAUACCUUCAAGAGCUGAUGAUCCCUAGGUCUUGUAAUCAAUAACAAAGAAAUUGGACAAGAAUGGCUAAUAUUAAACAUUGCUGAAUAAUGUUAUGCAUAUUCUAUAAAUAUUGAUUUCCCUCACAGUAGCUUUCCAUUUUGGAUGUUAUUAGAUAUCAAUGCUAAAUUUUCUUACAAGCCAAUGAACUUACAACACAUAUAAAACAACCAAAGUUCCACAUAAAGUAAAAGUACAAAUUUUGGGGCAAUGAAAACAAGUUAUGUCUUAAAAUUCUCUUACUCAGCCUCUUCCAAA